Messenger RNA from Symbiodinium sp. CCMP2592, 828 nucleotides. The record is from the annotation of a GenBank genome assembly. NCBI's taxonomy places the organism in Eukaryota, Dinophyceae, Suessiales, Symbiodiniaceae.
AUGGGUGGCAUGACCGGCAUGGGCAUGCCGGGCAUGCCAUGCAUGCCAGGCAUGCCCUGCAUGCCAGGAAUGCCAGGCAUGCCUGGCAUGCCAGGCAUGCAAGGAAUGCCGGGAAUGCCGGGAAUGGGAUUCCCGUGCAUGGCGAUGAAUGCUGCAGGUCCGGGAGGAUGUGCAGGCACUCCGAACGGCACCACGCCUCUCUCCGGCGACAAGGGGUCCGGCGCCGUACCCAAGCCGAAAGGAGGGGAGAAAGCAGACCGUGACGUGCGACGGCUCGGCAGUCACUUCGGCAUCGACCAGCUGACGGUGGAGAGGCUAGAUGAGAUCAUGGAGAAGAGGCAAGAAACCAAGGAACGGGACCUCGCAAAGCUCUACGAGGUGCUGGAUGCGGCCAGAAAUCCUGGUGGCUUGCUGAUGGUCAAGAUGGAUGAAAUGGAACUGGGCGAAUUCGCUACGAACUUCAAGCGGGAUGAGAAGAUCGACAGGUUCGUCGAAGAGCAUUCCCUCAGCGAUGCUGCGAGGUGUCGGCUGGUCGAGCUGCGCGUUCGCAGAAAAGCGGAGCAGGACGAGGAUUUGCAGAAGCUGGCGCAGCAUCUCUGCAUCUGUGCCGACCGGUCCUUCACGGCCAUCUCCCUGGUGAAAAAGGUGGUGCAGGGCAGGAUCGACGAUUUCCCUGACAUGACGCGGGCCGCUGCGAUCGCCGAGCGGUUCCAGCUGGAUGAGGCCUCGCUGCGGAAGCUGCGCGACAUCGUGGAGAAGCGGGCUGAGGACCUCACCGCGGUGUUGGAUCACCUGGAGGAGGUUGGCGGCUUAGUGUUUCGGGUCUAG